Lathyrus oleraceus (garden pea) is the source of this 614-nucleotide messenger RNA. RefSeq lists its product as uncharacterized. The record is from RefSeq and is a predicted model, not a curated record. NCBI's taxonomy places the organism in Eukaryota, Viridiplantae, Streptophyta, Magnoliopsida, Fabales, Fabaceae. Bases 107 to 403 code for a protein of 98 amino acids. The transcript has 2 exons.
UUUUUUUACCAACAAACCAAACCCUUCCUCUCAUAUACUACGUUUUCUUGUGAACGAUAUCUUACCUUAUUAACACUCCUGGUUUCGCAUCGAAGAAAGAGAGAAUAUGAGCAAGGUUACCGAGAAAUUGGGCGUCAAGAUUGAAACAAACCCAUCUGAGGAAAAACUCACUCAACUCGGUGUUAGGCAAUGGUCCAAAUGGGGCUGUCCUCCAAGCAAAUUCCCAUGGACUUAUGAUUCAAAAGAGACAUGCUAUCUCUUAGAAGGAAAAGUUAAGGUAACACCAAAUGGAGCAAAUGAGUCGGUUGAAUUUGGUGCUGGUGAUUUGGUUGUGUUUCCUAAAGGCAUGAGUUGUACUUGGGAUGUUUCUGUUGCUGUCGACAAGCACUAUAUCUUUGAAUAACUCUUAAAUGCCGCAACAACCGAAAUGGAGGACUUUCAUGAAAUUAUUUGGCAUUAAGAUUUUUAAGUGAAAUAUGAACUUUGACUUGGUUGAUAGAUUUUGUUGCUAAAUGUGUCUAUCUUGCUCUUAUUUUCUCAAAUUGUGUUAUUUAUUUUUUAUGUGACAUGUAUCACAAAUUAAUACUCAAAUUAAUCUGUCUAUUUCUUAUUAA